AACCAGGGGAUAGUCUCAGUUUAUUUAGCCGUUAGCACUUGAAACUUGUUCAAUGGGAAUUAUCCUAAGAAAGGUUGCGAGAAAUUACCGGGGAUUAUGAAAUGGCAUUGAACUGAAUAAGCAAAGACACGAGAGUUAGCGGGCUUUUCACGGUUAGACAAAAAGGAUCGUCGAAAUGUCGUCGACAGAUGAACUCCGCGAGGUUCAAGUUGAAAUUCGAGGAACUGAACAUGCAGCACAGCAUGGACAUCAGAUGAACAUGGAAAACAGAGAUCCAGCUGCCAUGAACGACCACGUGAAGGUAUUUUUCCAAGAUGUUUUCGCGGAACCUGAAGGCUCUCACAGCAUCGAGGGAGUUUGGCGCACAAGCUUCAAAGCAUUUGUCAACACCAAAUACUGGUGCUAUCGGAUAAUUACAGCGAUUCUUGGUAUUCCUACUGCAGUACUUUGUGGUUUAUACUUCGCCUGCCUCAGUUUUGACUACAUAUGGUGCAUAAUGCCUUGUCUGAGAGCGUACAUCAUUGAGUUACAGUGUCUGGGCAAGGUCUUCGGGCUUUGUGUGAGGACAUUUUUCGAUCCAUUCUUUGAAUCGGUUGGGAAAGUAUUUGGAGGAAUCAAGGUUUCAACUCAAAGAGUAUGACUGAUUGAUGUCUAUAGUGAUCAUAUCUACAGCGGAACUUUUUGUCAUCUAAGAACGAUUGUAUAUGAUGCUGCUAGAAGUGAAUUACGGCUGUAUUUAUUAGAGAACUGGUAUCAACGCAGAAGCUGAGGUGCUCAUAACUUGCUCUCUCAAAAUAAUUUUUUCUGGAUCAAACUUUUACUGUUAACUCUUUCACUCCCAAGAUCCGAUCA
Messenger RNA from Stylophora pistillata, 852 nucleotides. RefSeq names its product caveolin-1. Gene Ontology annotation, molecular function: molecular adaptor activity. Lineage: Eukaryota; Metazoa; Cnidaria; Anthozoa; Scleractinia; Pocilloporidae. Gene Ontology annotation, cellular component: caveola. Gene Ontology annotation, biological process: caveola assembly. The record is from RefSeq and is a predicted model, not a curated record.